GGAACGAUUAUUCGAUCACCAACCACGCAGGAGUCGUAGAUCCGUUUGGGAGGAUCUUAUUGUCGAUCGGGGGUACAGGCUUGAUUUGGAUCGUCGUGCGAUUUUCUGCGAGCUAAAUACUUCUCGUCGACUUCCCGAUGAAUGCGAGCAGCGUGCUUCCGAUCGACAGGAUGUCGAACAUCUACAACAACUCGGUCGUUCGGUUCUACGACCACGUCUUCCACGAUCUUUCCGAUCCGCGAACGAAAGACUGGUUCCUUAUACGAUCGCCAGUGCCCGGUGCCACUCUUCUGAUCGGCUACCUGUACUUCUGUCUGUCGUGGGGACCGCGGCAAAUGGAACACCGGAAACCGUACCAGUUAAAAAACAUUCUCGUCGUCUACAACUUCUUGCAAGUCCUGCUCAGCUGUUGGCUGUUCUACGAGGGCCUGGACGGGGCCUGGCUCAGAAACUACAACUGGAAGUGCCAAUCUGUCGACUUCUCCACUUCGCCGGAAGCGCUCAGAGUUGCCAGAGGCGUCUACGUUUACUUUCUGGCGAAGAUUUCCGAGCUCCUGGACACGGUAUUCUUCGUCCUCCGGAAGAAAGAUAGCCAAAUCACGUUCCUCCAUCUCUACCACCAUACCGUGAUGCCAAUGGUUUCUUGGGGCGCGACCAAAUACUAUCCAGGAGGUCAUGGCAUCUUUAUAGGUGUCAUCAACAGUUUCGUGCACAUCAUCAUGUACACGUAUUAUCUGCUAGCUGCUCUACUACCUCAGUACCAGAAGUACCUGUGGUGGAAGAAGUACAUCACGACGCUUCAAAUGGGUCAAUUUUGCCUGGCGUUCCUGCACAGCUGCCAAUUGCUGUUCUACGACUGUAAUUACCCGAAAUGGUCGUUGAUCCUGAUCCUCCCCAACGUGAUGUUCUUUUACUUCCUCUUCGCUGAUUUCUACACCAACGCUUACAAGCGUGGCGAGAAGAAGGCGAGGUCGAAAGAGGGCAACGAGAACGGGAUCCCGAAGCAAAUGACGAACGGGAACGCGCAGAACGGAAAGGGGAAGGCGGAUUAGCCUGGAACCGGAUGGAACAAGACAGGAUGCUCGCGAGUUGCCAUUGGUUUUCCGUUCAACGCGUGGAAAAGAAAAUGCAUUCGAUAGACUGUACGGAACGGAAAGUACGAUCGUGCCACGACAAUUGAAAUCUUUGACGAGUUUUUCUGAUCCCCUAUUCAGGAGUAUCGAAUGGACAGCACCCUGGUGGUGAACAGUAAGCGUUGAGACGUAUUUGCUCACGAGGGUCAAUCGUUUUUUAUAGGUCGAGGAACAUCAG
Colletes gigas is the source of this 1311-nucleotide messenger RNA. It is a transcript of the gene sit, whose product is annotated as elongation of very long chain fatty acids protein AAEL008004. Gene Ontology annotation, biological process: very long-chain fatty acid biosynthetic process; fatty acid elongation, polyunsaturated fatty acid; fatty acid elongation, monounsaturated fatty acid. Gene Ontology annotation, cellular component: endoplasmic reticulum membrane. Gene Ontology annotation, molecular function: fatty acid elongase activity. The record is from RefSeq and is a predicted model, not a curated record. The transcript has 6 exons. The coding region runs from base 138 to 1052 and encodes 304 amino acids. Lineage: Eukaryota; Metazoa; Arthropoda; Insecta; Hymenoptera; Colletidae.